GGCACCUUAUGCCCUCGCGCCCACCGGAACACUAUCCGCAAAAUCCAAAUUUUUUCGUCUCAAUUGAAGCUCCCGCUAGGCAGCGCCGCAGCGGCGGGUGGCCGGACCGCCAGAGGACGUGGCCGAGGACGCCGGACCACUCGGCAGAGGUGGCAGGCCGGCCGGAGUAGCUCAUUUCUUUGUUGUUAUAUUGUCUCAUUUCUUUGGUGUUAUAUUCAAUUUGCGGUGAUUAAUUGUUUAGGGACAAUUUCUAGUAAAUUCAUGCUAAUUUUUUGAACUUUUUUGAAUUUAUUCUGAAUUUGAUUCCGAUAUAUCCGAUAUAUCAUAUUUACCGGUGAUCCUGGUAAAUUUUAUUUACCGGUAAAGAAAACCUUGUUGUUUGGUACAAUUGAUCAUGCUGUCUCUUACCGCACUGGCCUUUUGUUGUUUCUUGUCCAUAUAUGGUUGCAGGAUCUUUGAAGCGGAGACUGGAGUAGAGAAAGCAGCUGGUGCUUUGUAACAGUAGAAACAGUAUCAAAGGGGCCACGGAAUAAUGGAGCCAACGCGUAUAGAGUAUCAGGAAUUAGAAAAAAUUACAGAUGGUUUUGCUGAGGAGCGAAAACUUGGUGAAGGCGGAUAUGGAAAAGUUUACUGGGGGUUACGUGAAAAUGGAGAUGAGAUUGCUGUGAAGAUGCUCCGUGACGAUUUAGGAUUAGAUGAUAAUCUAUUCCAGAAUGAGUUUGGCAACCUUAUGAAGCUCAAGCAUGAUAACAUUGUCCGACUAGUUGGCUUCUGCUACGAGUCAAAAGGUAAUGUCAACGAGCACAACGGAAGAAUAGUUGUUGCAGAGAAGCUAUAUAGAGCUUUGUGCUUCGAGUAUAUGCACAAUGGGAGCCUUCAAAAGCAUCUCUCUGAUGAAUCUUAUAGACUUAACUGGCACGCCAGUUACAAAAUAAUUAAGGAGAUUUGUGAGGGUUUACAAUACCUUCACUGUGGAUCCGACAAACCUGUUUACCAUUUAGAUCUGAAACCCGACAAUAUAUUGCUUGACAAGAACAUGGUGGCCAAACUUGCUGAUUUUGGUUUGUCCAAGAUCUUCGAUGACAAAAAAACCAAGAUCGCACAAAGUGCUAUGGGAACACGUGGAUACAUGCCACCAGAAUUCAUAGAGAGAAACAUAGUAUCCAAUAAGAAUGACAUAUUCAGUCUUGGAGUUGUAAUACUUGAGAUAGUGACGGGACCUACAGGCUACUCAAAAAGUAAUGAAAUGUCUUCUGAAGAAUUUAUCGAUCUGGCACAAGAAAAAUGGAGGAACAAGUUGCAGGCAACAUGGAGUGGUUCCUUGUUAGAAGAAUAUUGCAGACAAGUAAAGAUAUGCACUGAGAUAGCAUUAGAAUGUGUGCAUAAUGAUAGGAAAGAAAGGCCUAGUAUAGUGGCUAUCAUUGAAAGGCUGAAUGAGGCGGAACCUGCGAUUGACAAGGAAAAUAAAAUCAUUGUUGGCACUUAUGGAUUAACUACACAUAGAACCCUUGACAUUGUGAGCCCGCUGGUUGUCAAGCUUGGAAUGUGGGGUGGAAAUGAUGGAAGUUUUCACGACCUCAGUGUGAUGCCUCGACGCCUAGUAAGCGUGACAAUUCGCUGCGGAGAAGCCAUUGAUUCAAUUAUGUUUUCUUACAUUGGCGCGGAUUUGAAUGAGCACAUGGCGGGUCCUUGGGGUGGUCCUUAUGGAGAACAACCUAGAAAGAUUAUCCUGGGCCCAAAUGAGAUUGUAAAGGAAAUUUCUGGUACAUAUGCUCAUUACAAAAUUGCAACGGACGUUAUAAGAUCACUUAGUAUUGUGACCAAUGUUAAAAGGUAUUCAUUUGGUGAAUUGAAAGGAAAUACUUUCAGGAUCCCUGUGGAAAAUAAUGGCCAUGUUGUCGGUUUCUACGCACGUUCAGAGGGGUGGUUCCUUAACGCAAUUGGCGUUUAUAUUCAUCCAUGAAAAAUCAACUGAUGCCCAUGUUACUUCUGCUGAGAGUUCAGCUUCGAAAUUACCCAAUAUUUUUGUUGAAUAAAUUGUAAUCCUGCGUUUCUUUCUCAUUUUUGUUUUUCCCUCCUGUUCUUUCGGUUUCAGUUUCAUCAGUGAAGCGCAUGCCCUUGUUUUCGGCAUGCACAGGUAGUCGAUCGAGUCACGCGCAGCAUGAGCUGGAUGUGGGGUAUGAUGCACAUCACAGAAGCUUAUGGCGCACGCUCAGGAGGCUGCAAUCUCCUGAUUGUAAUCAUUUUAGUAGUGCAUAAAUGGAGAAAAUUCUGCGCAAUCUUAAUGCAGCGCAAAAAUAUACUA
Messenger RNA from Phragmites australis (common reed), 2305 nucleotides. RefSeq names its product cysteine-rich receptor-like protein kinase 44. The transcript is spliced from 8 exons. Gene Ontology annotation, molecular function: protein kinase activity; carbohydrate binding; ATP binding. NCBI's taxonomy places the organism in Eukaryota, Viridiplantae, Streptophyta, Magnoliopsida, Poales, Poaceae. Gene Ontology annotation, biological process: protein phosphorylation. The record is from RefSeq and is a predicted model, not a curated record. Bases 533 to 1963 code for a protein of 476 amino acids.